Molecule: messenger RNA, 3078 nt
Organism: Acanthosepion pharaonis
Lineage: Eukaryota; Metazoa; Mollusca; Cephalopoda; Sepiida; Sepiidae
Source: the annotation of a GenBank genome assembly
AUGGAAGCUGGUAACCUUGAAAAAUUCUUUGGCCCUUACUUAUCUGAACGUCAGUGGGGAACUGUACGGGAAGAUUAUUCUCACAAUGGAGACUGCUGGAGAUUUUUCUCCCAUGAUAAAUCUCGUUACACUGUCUAUUUACAUGGAGAAGAUGGUCUCUUGGGGUGGUGUGACUACAAGUCCAAGCUAUGUGUGUCUUUGGCACUAUGGAAUGGCAAAGACAAGAUUCUUAAAGAACGAUUGUUUGGUCUCACUGGACUGCAGGGCAACCAUGGGGAAGAUGUGAAGGAAGUCUACUACUAUCUAGACAAUGUUGCUGACCACAGCUACAUGCGUGCCUUAUACCGUUACCCACAGUCAGCUUUCCCUUAUAAGAAACUAAUCCGAAAAAACAAGGAACGGAAACAUACAGAUCCUGAAUAUGAAUUAACGGAUACUGGAGUGUUUGAUCAUGACUACUGGGAUAUUUACAUGGAAUUUGCUAAGGAAGAUCCCAAAACAUGUCUAUGUCGUUAUAUAAUCCACAACCGGGGAAAGAAUCCAGCAACACUUCACAUUCUACCUCAAAUCUGGCUACGAGACACAUGGAGCCAUUGCAGUUGUGACUCUUGCCACACGACAACAAAGCCAAAUAUUAAGAUUUGUAAUGAAAAAAAUCAAGUGCGGAUCGACUAUUCAGAAGGAUCCUUUUUUGCAAAAUUUGACAACAGUCCUACUGGACAUCUGCCUGAUUUGAUAUUUACUGAAAAUGAAGCUAUCACAAGUGCCGACAAAAGUGAUGAAGAAGACUAUAAAAAAGAUGCAUUUCACCAAUUUGUAAUUGCUGGUGAAACAAAAUGUGUGAAUCCUCAUCAGAAUGGCACCAAAUGUGCUGCUGUUUACUGUGUCACUGUCAACCCUGGUAGCAGCAAACAAAUUCAAAUGUGUCUCUGGCCAGUCAAGUCCAGUCCCAAAUGUAACAACUUCGGAUUGCAGUUUGACAGUAUUCUUAAAGCUAAAGCAACACAAGCUAAAAAAACUUGCUCAAAGUUGAUGCAUCCCAGUUGGAGUGAAGAGGAGAAGAAUGUUGCCCAACAGGCUUAUGCUGGUCUGCUGUGGAGCAAACAGUUUUACUGCUAUGAUGUCCAAAAAUGGUUCAAAGCUAACUGCUCAAUUGAUUGGGAUUCAGGCUCUGAACUUUCUGAUGAGGAAGCAGAUGACAUUGAAGAGAAAGAAUGUUGUGGUUUGGUUGAUCCCCACAGCAAGGAGUCAAUUCAGGCAGAAUCUUGUUCAGAUGAAAAUUCCUUGUGUAAGGUUUCUGAUGGAAAUCUUAAGCAGGAAAUUGUUGACAGUUCCACAAGUUCUGAUGAACAUCUAGAAAAAUCUGAAAAUAAAGAAUCUGGGAGGAGAUCUUCUAUUGGGAAACAAACAUACAAAAUUGAACAUAAAAGAAACAAAGAUUGGUUAUUCCAUCUGCACAACUGUGAUAUAAUCUCCAUGCCUGACAAGUGGGAAUUCCCUUGGUAUGCGACUUGGGAUUUGGCCUUCCACAUGAUUCCAUUCUCUACUAUUGAUCCACUUUUCACCAAAAAACAAUUACUUUUGUUUUUAUCUGACAAUUACCUUCACCCAAGUGGGCAGUUGCCUGCCUAUGAAUUUGACUUCAGUGACACAAAUCCGCCUGUUCAUGCAUGGGCCUGCCUCCAUGUAUACAAAAACUCAAAAAAAGAUAUUCAUUUUCUAAAAAAAUGUUUUCAAAGGCUUUUAUUAAAUUACACUUGGUGGAUAAAUGCCAAGAAAAUUCCUGGUCCUGGACAUUUGUAUGGUGGUGGCUUCCUUGGCAUGGACAAUAUCAGUGUUUACAACCGAUCACAUGGAAUACCCCCAGGCUACAUGCUUGCUCAGGCUGAUGGCACUGCUUGGAUGGCAUUCUAUUCUUUGAAACUCUUUGAAAUGGCAUUGGAACUUAGUCAACUUGACAAUGAUUACUUAGACAUGGCAGAAAGAUUUCUCAACUAUUUCUUUUUGAUUGCAGAUACUGCAAAUUCUCCAAUCAAUCAGGCAGGUUUUUGGGAUGAAGAAGAUAAAUUUUUCUAUGACAUUUUACUGCCUUACCAUUCUGAUGAAAUCAUUCCUCUCUGCACCCGUUCCUUGGUUGGCCUGGUUCCAUUGUUUGCUUGUGCUUUUAUUACAAUUCCCAAGUCCAUAUCCACCAAUCCAAGGUUCUUAAGUAUUAUGCAUAAAGCAAUGAGCAAAAAUAAGCUUUCACAACAGAAUACUAUAAAGAAGGUGAAAGAGUACACAAGUCAUCAGAAAUAUCAUGUCAUGUUGAACCAAGAACAAUUUUUUGUAUCCUUAAUUUCUAAAAAUCAGCUGCAGCAGAUCUUAGCUUGGGUUUUAAAAGAGUCUGAGUUUUUAUCUCCUUUUGGAAUUCGUUCACUCUCAAAGCAUUAUGAAAAUCAUCCCUAUCCUCCUCCAGUUGAGACAGACACAGGCCACAAAUUAAACAGUGGUAAAAUGGAAUGCUCUAGUGACGAACAAAAGAUGCAUGCCCAUAUGGGAGAAAGCCAUCAUGAUUCAAAAGUGGAAAGGAAUCCAGGGGAAAAACCAGUGUUGGAGGAUGAUGACAGUGAUAUUGAGAGCAAUGAUAGCAGAUACGAUGAGAUGGUUAAAGAAGUAACAGUUAAGUAUGCUCCAGGAGAAUCAAUUUGUGGUAUGUUUGGAGGCAACAGUAACUGGAGAGGCCCAAUUUGGUUAUGCAUGAACUAUUUAUUGCUGGAAUCACUAGAAUCCUAUUAUUACGCUUAUGGUGAUAACUUCCAAGUUGAACUGCCAACAGGUUCUGGGAAAUCUGUAAAUCUUCAACAAGUUGUCCGUGAUAUCUCUGAAAGGAUUGUCUCUAUCUUCAUACCUGACAAAGAUGGAAAAAGGCCAGUACAUGGUGGCUUCCGGCAAUAUGCAGAGGAGGAAAGCUGGCGCCAUCUAGUUUUGUUUUAUGAGUUUUUCCAUGCAGAAACUGGUCGUGGCUGUGGAGCUAGUCACCAAACUGGUUGGACAGCUCUGGUUGUGGAGUUUUUGAAGAAGAAAUAUUCUCAGUAA